This is a messenger RNA of Pyrenophora tritici-repentis Pt-1C-BFP, 2556 nucleotides long. The record is from RefSeq and is a predicted model, not a curated record. NCBI's taxonomy places the organism in Eukaryota, Fungi, Ascomycota, Dothideomycetes, Pleosporales, Pleosporaceae.
AUGUCUGAAGCCGACGAUGCGCCUGAGAUGGCCCAACCCGCCCCCAAUCCAGACGCCCAGACGACGGUCAAUGACUUUCUCGACUAUACUGAAUUCUUCCCCUCGGACCUGUCGCGCUCGCUGACGCUGAUUCGCGACCUCGACUUCAGCUACAAAGAACAUGUGCAAAAGGUGCACGAGCUGACGGCCCUGUACGGCAAGCUGCCCACGCUGCCAGAGCAUGAGCGCCCCGAUCCGGUGGCACUGCGCAAGCAAAUCGCCCAGCACCUGCGGAAUGCCGGAAACAAGAGAGAAUUUUCCUACACUGAAGCCUCGCGACUCUACGAGGUCGCGUGGCGCCAUAGCCAGCGCUCGACCGUCAUCAAGAGGAAGCUGCAAGCCCAGCCCCAGCCGCCAUCGCGAGAUCCCACGCCCCCGCCCGUCUCCCCCAACGCACAUCGAGCCUUGAACCGCAAUUACGAACGCCCGCCACACCUCCGACUCAACUUUGGCACCAGUGCCUCGCGCCCGCGAGAUCGACACCGGAAGACGAAUGCCUCUCACUCACGGGCGCGUGGACGGGUCUAUGAGUCGGAUUCCUCUGGUGACUCAGACGCUGCCUCGGCCAUCCACGUUGCUUCGCCUAGAAAGCGCAAGGACAGAGACAGACAUUCACGACCAGCCGGCGGCCGAUCACGCGCUGCUGGCGUGCUGGGUACAAACGUCCACAGUUCCAUAGCAGGAAUAUCCACGAGCAAUGCCCUCGCCCAACUGGCCCCGCCACCAGCCGAUGCCAGACCGGGCAGCAAGUGGGCACCAUGGAAGAAGUUGACCGAGUACGAAAUGGCCGUGCUGCGGAAGCAGAUGAAGAAGAACGCCGUGUGGACUCCCAGCCAGACCAUGAUGAUCCGCGAGCUUGAGAAGAAGCAUCGUACAGAGGCUGACUAUGAGAGGGAAAAGGCCCGAUGCGAGGCCACGGGCGAACCCUUCCUCGACGAGGAGCCAGAGACGCUACAGCAAAUCAUGACAGCCUCUGGCUUGGGACAGUUGGCGCCACAUGGCCCACAGGCAGCCAACCCACCGCCGCCACCGCCGCCUCCCCCUCCUGCACCUAGCGAGUCGAUUGAGGAAGACACAAAGGAGGAGUCUGGCACCUUCAGCAUUCGCGUCAAGCCCAUCGCAGCCAAGGAGGGACGGAAGCUCGAUCGCACGUCGCAACGCCAGAAGGCUAUGCAGGAUGCCCAGGAACUCAUAGGUGCUUCUGAAAAGAUCAAGGAGGCUGCCAAAGGUCUCCAGGGACUAAGCUUCAACUCUACUGUCGCUUCUCCUCCCAGCCAAAAGAAGAGACCGACUGCUAGACCUUCUCAGAAACGGAAACGCGACACUUCUCCGCCGCCCAACCUGGACGGUGCCGCCGACGGUAUGAGAGAGGCAUCGGUUGCGACACAGGACAGUGCAACAAGGCCACCAGAACCCAAGCGAGCACGGCCGAACCCUAUUGCUCUAGCAUUGAACGCAGUCUCCUCUCCCAUACCGACUCCCACCUCUGCUGUCUCAACCCCACGAGAUCCCCCAGCGUCUGCUGCAUUAUCUCCCGUGGUAAACACGCCCGUCCCGCUUCCCGAGACUGCAAAGCCAGCCACAAACGAAACUACUGUGCAAGUGCCGCUUGCACCAGCUGGUCCGAGUACUCCAAAAGCCAGCAAGGCCACACCCAAGGAGCCAAGUCCUGAGCGCAGUCCUGAAUUGAGCCCCGAGCUUACGCCAAUUACGACGUCACCAGAGUUGCCCGAGAACUCGCCUGUUGUGCCAGAAGCGCCGCCGUCUCCGGUAUCCGCACCAGUAUCAGCUCCAGUUGUCACGACAGCAGCUGCGACUAGGCCGCGCCGUGAGUCCAUCGUGCCUAAGGCCCCUAGUCCACCUGUGGCUCCCAUGCAGCCUGCCAAGUCCUCAAAGACACCUACACCUAUUCCUGAACCUGCUCCCGAGACACCUGCGCAACCUCAACCACAUCUUCACGCCACACGCAGCCAUUUGCCACGCAGCCAUUUGCCAACACCCAAAGCGCAAAGCGAGGAGCCCAAGCCAAACGAACAAGGUAGGAGUAUCCGCGAAACUCGUCGUCAUAGUGUCUUUAGCCAACCUAUAUCUGCGCUCACAGUACCCCCGCAACCAGCGCCCACUCGGUCAAGCUCACGUAGAAAGCCGCCGCCGAAGGGCGAGGUGACUGCAGCCGAGGAUGGCCAGAAAACUGUCACCAACGUCAAGCGCGCCCAAGGCAGCAAAAACAAGAAGAAAAAGAGGGCAGAGGAGGUGGAAGAAGUGGCAGACGAUAUUGACCCCAACGAGCCCAAAUACUGCAUCUGCGAUGAUGUCAGUUAUGGGCCGAUGAUAUCGUGCGACAAUCACUGCGACAAGGAAUGGUUUCAUCUUCCUUGCAUGAAUAUGACCGAGGAAGAUAUCCCGUCCCGCCGAGCCAAAUGGUACUGCCCCGACUGUCGGGCAGCGCUCGGCACAGAUGCCUAUGGCAACCCGUUGGUACCGCCCCCGCUGCCAGGGCGCCGGGGUAACAGGUAG